UUCUUCUGCUUCACUUUCCUGGGACGUGUGCAGUGAAAGUGAGCGGUCUGCCUCUCUCAUUCACUCUGAACUCAUCACAGUCCACGCACACAGCGACACUGACACUCUCAAAGCCUGUCUGUUCUUCACCGUUCCUGCUUCUCUUUCUGAGGGAAAGACAGAAAUCCUCUUUUUCUCUCCGUUUCACCUUUCCGCGGGCAUGCAUCUGCACGGUGGCGGGCACCGGGAGGGCUGUUGGAGUCGCGCUUGGAUAAAUGUUUGCAGAUGCACUUUAUAUUUAUUUCUGCUAUUAAGCCUGGAGCGGAGCACCGUGCACUCAGCACAUACAGAUGAAUCGGACACUUUUGCGUUUUUCCACGAAGGAGCACAGGGCUGCCUGGGGGUACGAGAUCAUAUGCUCUACAUCUCUCCGUCCUGCGAAGGUGACCCCCAGCUGUGGAAAUGGGUGACCAGGGGGCGGCUCUUCAACAUUGGCUCCUCCCUCUGCCUGGGCAUCAUCACGGGCAACAUGAGCACAUUUGGGGAGAAGUCACCACUGGGCGUGUUUCGCUGCGACUACGAGCCUCCGCGAGUGCGCUGGACCUGGACCUGCAGCAAGUUCUUGGAGAUACUUGAAAAUUACUUGCCCUCCCCAAAAUUACUCCUCAACACCGGCAAUGUCUCGGCUGCCGGCUCCCCUCCUGCAAGAUCCCCUUCCCAAAAGUCUCUGUGGCGAGUCAAUGACAAUCAAGAUCUUUGCGCCAAGUCAUACCGAGAAAUCUACACCAUCCAAGGAAACUCUCACGGCAGCCCAUGCUACUUCCCCUUCCUGUAUGAUGGCCAGUGGUUCCACAGCUGCACCAGCGUGGGCAGGGAGGAUGGCUUUCACUGGUGUGCCACUACUCAUGAUUAUGGAAAGGACCAACGCUGGGGCUUCUGCCCAGUGAAGAGUACUCACUGUGAGACGUUUUGGGACAUAAACCCUUUGAUGGAUAACUGUUACCAGUUUAACUUUCAGGCCACGCUGUCCUGGAGUGAAGCACGGACCAGCUGCCAACAGCAGGGAGCAGACCUGCUCAGCAUCACUAAAGUAGAAGAACAAAUCUUUAUCAACGGUUUGCUAACUGGGUACAGCGCCACCCUGUGGUUGGGCCUGAAUGAUUUAGAUCUCAAUGGAGGCUGGCAGUGGGCUGACUCCGCCCCUCUCAAAUAUCUAAACUGGGAAACAGAAAUGCCAAGCUAUGACGAGGAGGAAAACUGUGGAGUGAUCAGUACCGAUUCUCAGGGCCGCUGGCACAACCGGGACUGCUCAGUGGCUCUGCCUUACAUUUGCAAGAAACGACCCAAUGCCACACUCGACCCCUUCACCACAGACUCCUGGGCAGAUGAUGGGCGGUACCAGUGUGAUGUAGGCUGGCAAAACUUCCAGGCGGGCUGCUAUAGGCUGAACUCAGACAACCUGGACUGGAGCUCCGCCCACAAAACGUGUCAAAAGAUGGAGGCUAACCUCGUUAGCAUCCACACCCUCCCAGAGCUUGAAUUCAUCACUAAGCAUAUGAAGAAAGAUAUAGAGGAGUUAUGGAUUGGUCUACAUGAUACAGCUAUGCAGAUGAACUUUGAAUGGACGGAUCGCACUCCAGUCAUCUUCACUUACUGGCAUCCAUUUGAACCCAACAAUUUUCGAAAUGUAAAUGAGGAUUGUGUCACCAUCUGGGGGCCUGAGGGCCGCUGGAAUGAUAGCCCAUGUAAUUACUCGCUGCCCUCGAUCUGUAAGAAACCAGCACAGAAGUCUGACGACCGGAUAGAGGACCACGGCUGCAAACGGGGUUGGAGAUGGCACAGUCCUUCCUGCUUCAAGGUUGGAGAAGAAUCUCUAACCUUUAAUGAUGCAAAAGGAAUGUGCGCUAGCAACAAUGCCACACUCGUCAUUAUUAAUAACAGGUUUGAGCAGGCCUUUGUGAGCAGCCUGGUGUUUGGACGAUCUGCCGAUCAGUUCUGGGCGGACUGGUAUAAUGAGAACAGCACCGGCACGUUACGCUGGAUAACGGGAGAGGAGCUCACAUACACCAACUGGAACAGAGACCAGCCAGCACAGAUAAAGGAGGUUUGUGUGGUGAUGGUGGCAGGGCAGGCCAUGGGUCUGUGGGAUGUGAAGGACUGUGCCAGUGUCCGCUCCAAAUACAUAUGCAAACAGAAUCAGGACUCUCUCAUCCCCAGCCCCCCUGUUCCUCAGCCCACGCCCUCCCUAACAGGAUCAUGCCCAUCGGGAUGGAAAAGCACCAAUAAGUUCCGCUACUGCUACAAAGGUGUUUUUCAUGCAGGUGCACUGGAGAAGAGACUGACUUGGAUUCAAGCUCACAAGUUCUGCCAGAAACAUGGAGCUCAGCUCGCCAGCUUCAGCACGCCAGAGGAAGAGACCUAUGUCUUCCAGAUCCUCCAUGAGGCCUUCGGGGAGGCGGAGGAUCAUGAGCAGCACUGGCUGUGGAUCGGAAUUUCCCGCAGGAAUAGUGACAGUUGGACAUGGAGUGACGGAUCAGCUGUGUCCUAUCAGAACUUGGCAGUUGGUAAUUAUGGGCCUGCUGAGUGUGGAGCAGCUAACAUGGCUGACACCAACUGGCUGGCAUCAUACUGCGAGUCUGAGCUGGACUGGAUCUGCAAAAUACCGAAAGGGAAGGCGGAAGAGGAACCUGAGAGCCAUGAAGACACUGGUUUAGAGUGGGUCGAUUUUGAGGAGGCACAAUAUAAAAUGUUUGAACAUCGCUCCACGUGGGACCAGGCUCAGAGGAUCUGCUCCUGGUUCGAAGCCUCCCUGGUCUCCAUGCACUCUCCUAAGGAGAAUCAGUUUUUGGUUAGCACUUUACGCAAGAUGUCCCGCAAAGAAAAUGACCUGUGGUGGAUUGGCUUGCACAGUUUUAAGAACGAUGGGAGAUUAAGGUGGUCUGAUCAUUCGGUGCUCAAUUAUGUGUCCUGGGGACUAGGACAGCCUCGACCAAUCAGCAAAGAGCCCAAAUGUGUCCAAAUCUCUGCCUCAAAAGGUGACUGGUCAGACCAGAGGUGUCACGUCGAUCUUCCAUAUGUGUGUAAGAGGGUGAAUGUGACAGGAACCAUCCCUCCCACACCCGCUUCUCCUCUCAUACCUGCCGGCUGCCCCCAGGGCUGGAGUCCUUUUCUACACAAGUGUUAUAAGGUGUUUGGAGAAGAGCUGUCGAGUCGUAGCACUUGGGAAUCUGCCUCUAAGACGUGUCUGACACAAAGAGCCACGCUAGUAACAGUGCCAAACCACAGAGUUCAGGCAUUCCUUGUGACUUUGCUGCCCAACAGCAGUUUCCAUGUGUGGGUGGGGCUUACUUCAGAAUCACAGGCUCAGUUCAGGUGGUUUGAACCUGGAUUCCUUAGCUAUACUAACUGGGCCCCUGGAGAACCAGUGGACAACAGACAAAUGAAAAGCCCGGGUAACUGCAUAGUGCUUCUCCAUGGUAGUCCUCCCCGGGUGAUGGGCAUGUGGGCGUCUCGCAGGUGUGAUGCAGAGAAACAUGGCUUCAUCUGUAUGAAGGAAAAAGACCCUGCCUUGCCCCCUGGCAUAGACCCUCUUCCCCCAAUAUUAGAUGGCCCAUUGGAAUUUAAUGGCGUACAGUACCGGAUCUUGCAGAAGCCUCUGGACUGGUACACACAGCUGUGCAGGUUGUGUGACUCCGUCAACGGAACUCUGGCAGCGGUGCGGGAUCCUCGGCAGCACGCCUACCUCACCCUCCUCCUCAGCACGCUCCGCAAACCCGCCUGGAUCGGGCUACACAACGACGGGGCUCGGAGCUACACGUGGUUGGGUGAAGAGGAGCUCACAUUCAGUGACUGGCGGGAUGGACAGCCUAAUCAAAUGUAUGGAUGUGGUCACAUGACCAUUGAAGGCCAAUGGACUGUGGCUGCUUGUAAUACAAAAUUAAAUGCUGCCAUCUGUGAAAUUAACACGGAGAGAACAAUAGAACACAGGUGGAUGUAUCCAGGUUUAUGCCCACAUCCUGUAGGUAAUUGGUCCUGGGUUCCUUUCAGAAAUCACUGCUACUCGUUCAUCCUCCACGAGCUACAAUUUAAACAUGAGGCCAUACGCAUGUGUAACAAAGUGGGAGCUAAGCUGUUGUCAAUAUUAGAUGAAAACGAGAACAGUUUUGUAUGGGAGCAUAUGCAGAGUUUUCAGCGACAGGCCUACGGCGCUUGGCUUGGAAUGAUCUUUAACUCCAAAGGCAAGAAGUUUAAUGAACAACACUUGUUUCCUUUAUUGCCCUGCAGUUUGGAUCUCCUUUAUCUAGACCUGUGUGUAUAUGUUCGACUCCACAGAGGCAGUCUGGAGUGGUCAGACAGUCAAGUAGUGGACUACAGUAACUGGGAGCAGCAGGACGCUAAUCUGAGCAUGCUGUCCGCCAACAGCUGCUUCUGGGUUCAGAGCAACACGGGCCUCUGGAGGCCGGGGUCCUGCAAAAACCGCACACAUGGAGUCAUCUGUAAACGCCCUCGGGGAGCCACAGCAGAGCCUGUAGUUCAUUCCAAGGUCGACCAUCUCCAUGUAUUGAUUCAGGUCCUGGUUGGAGCCCUCGUUCUGAUUGCUCUGGUGGUGGGAGGGAUUUAUCUGUAUCGUAGGCGGAGCUUCGGCUCCAUGGGUGCCUAUGAGAGCGCUCGGUACAGCCGCACUAACUCCGCCCCCUCCGAAGAAGCUGAAAAAAACAUUCUCGUUUCAGACAUGGAGUUAAACGAACAAGGCGAAUAAUGCUGGAUAGGUUCGAAACACCUAGGAAAACAAAUCUGCCAAGGCAGCAACUGACUGAGAGAAUUUACGUUUAUGAAAAAAAAAAGCUGCGGUUUUGUUUUUGUGUUUAUUUUUCCAGAGACAUUGAGAGAGCUGUGUAGAGCGCAGCAGCAGAUGAUCGACCAAAAUCAACAAAGACAAAACUCCAUUAAAUCCAUCUAAGUCUGUCAACCAAUCAAAUUCCACCAUCUCAGAGGAGCUGUUAGGAAUGGCUAGUGUGGAAGCUUAUUUUUUGUUUGUCUUUAUCCAGUUAUGGAAAUCCAGUUUAUGUGCAUAUUUUUUCAUGUCCUUUAUGUCAUAGUUAUUCUUUAAUGCCAAAAGGGAACAAAG
Messenger RNA from Cyprinus carpio (common carp), 5107 nucleotides. Its product is annotated as C-type mannose receptor 2-like. Gene Ontology annotation, molecular function: signaling receptor activity. The record is from RefSeq and is a predicted model, not a curated record. Lineage: Eukaryota; Metazoa; Chordata; Actinopteri; Cypriniformes; Cyprinidae.